Lucilia cuprina (Australian sheep blowfly) is the source of this 3475-nucleotide messenger RNA. RefSeq names its product mucin-5AC. Bases 566 to 3409 code for a protein of 947 amino acids. Lineage: Eukaryota; Metazoa; Arthropoda; Insecta; Diptera; Calliphoridae. The record is from RefSeq and is a predicted model, not a curated record. Gene Ontology annotation, biological process: negative regulation of cell migration. The transcript is spliced from 5 exons.
AGCCAAGCAUUUUUCGUUUAAUGAAAAAAUUUUUGUAUUCAAAGUGAUUUUCAACGUCGUUUAAACAAGAAGUGAAAUUUUUUCAAACGCGCUGCCCUGUGUGUAAAAUAGCAAAAAAAACAAUUUGUGAAGAAAAAAAUAAAAUAUCUACAUUAAUUUUGCUAAUUACCUAUAAAAAAAGAAAAUUUUAACAUUUUUUAAAUUAAAAAAAAGAAUUAAAAACUAAAAAAACAACUAUAAAAAGCUAAAUAUACAAGUGUUUAAAAUAUUGUGAAAUUCUGCCUAAAACUUUUUUUGAGAAAAAUUAAAAAUCUUUUAAAAGUGUAAUAUUUAAAUAAGAACCUUUUCUCAAAGAACAUUUCAAAAUGCGUUGUUCUCCACAAGGAUUACAGCCCUGAAAGACGCCCCUGCUAAAAAAGAAAAGAUACAGAUUUUUUUUUACAAAAAUCUAUUCAUCUUAAACUUGAAAUUUGUUUAAUAAACAAGAUAAAUAUAAAAUAAAAAUUAACAUAUCUUAAAAAGCAGAUUUUUUUUGCUAACAAUCCAAAUCCAACGACAGACAAACAUGUUUAAUUUUCAUAAACCUCGAACUUAUCGCUCAACCGAGGGCUGUUGCAUUUGUAAAGCCAAAUCGAGUUCAUCACGUUUUACCGAUUCACGCAAAUAUGAACGAGAUACUAUGCAAUGUUUUGAUCUCAAAUAUCCACGACAGGGCGAAAUCUGUAAUGCCUGUGUUUUACUGGUAAAACGUUUUAAACGUUUGCCUGUAGGCAGUAAACGUAACUGGAGUCACAUUGUUGAUGCUAAAGCUGGCAUAGGGCCAGGUUACAAUAAAAUCCAAACAAAAUAUAAAAGUGAAAGAAUAAACUCAAGAGCAGCUGCUGCUGCAGCUGCUUUACAGCAACAGGUCGCAGCAUCCUCAUCAACGAGCAGCAAUAAUGCUGCAGUUAAUGGUAAUUCUCCAAAUGGCAUAAACUAUAUACCGGAGAAAUUUUCGAAAAUUUUUAAGAAAACUAAAAAACUUAAGGAUUCUUCUAUGAAGCGUAAAAACAACCACAAUGGUUGGUCUCACAGCAAUACACAAUCCUUGCCCACUACACCCGAUUCUUUAGACAGUGAUUAUGAAGAUUCUAGACAUCAGCUUAACUUAUCUGGUGGUGCGGCUGGAUCAACCGGCACUGGUACUAUUGUACAGUUUCAGACACAAACAAGAGCAUCUGCUUACAAAGCACAAGCAGCAGCCGAAGCACGUAAAAGGAUUAUCAAAUUGGGCACAAAACGGCGUAAAUGUUUGCCGCCUCGUAGAUUUAGACGUACAUUGGCACAGGAGGAAUCUGUGGAAUUUUUCGAUGAAGAAGAAUGGCAAGAACGAAAAUCGUGUUGUGGCAUGUUAUAUGAAUGUGCCGCCUUAGGAGGAGCUUUAAUAAUAAAUGCUGAUAGUUACAAGCCAUGUGAACAACAUCAACAAUCUUUAAGACUUUUAAACCCAGCAGCUGUAGCAACAACAUCAGCUUCUAGUAAUGAUAAUAAACAGUCUCCCUUACCGCUAAUACAAAAAUCUAUUAUACAAACCGUGCCGGCAGUAGUGCAAUUAAAGCCGCCAACUCCUACACCAGCGUCAACGUCAACGCCGUCUGUUUCAGUGUCAUAUACCAGCAGCAGUACUAAUCAUAAUAAUAAUUUCAAAACGGCCACAACUACCACCACCACACCAACACCAGUGCUUAAAAAACAUCAUUUAUUCUUUAAAAGACAAUCAGAAUGCUUUCCACAAGGUGAUCAUGUCACCCAUACAGCAACAACAACAACAGCCAACAGCAAUAAUGAUAGUAAUCACUCUACAGCAGCUCAUGUUGCCAACAUUAUUAAGACUGAGUCUGAAUUUAAUGUUCCACAGCAGCAAAAUAAUACAAACAACAGCACCACCAUACAAAGACACAUCGAAAAUGCCAUACAUUCUUCAUCUCCAAACACAAUAAUAACUACAAAUCCUUUAAUAUCAUCCUCAGCAUCAUUAAGCAUUUCGGUAACAACAUCCUCGUCAUCUUCAUCUUCUACAACAAUGCCACAAAUGCCUAAACAUUCCUUAGCUAAAGUGACUACCAUAUCGCCCCCACUAACAAGCACCACCACUACCACACUUCAUCAUCAACACCAGCACCAUCUUACAGCGGCCAAUAACAACAACAUCAGCAACAAUUUGGUUAAACCUAAUACAUUCUUGCAUAAAAUUAAGGCUGAUUCGACAGCUGCUGGUAAAGUUGUUAAGCAUUCACUGGAGAAAUUCAACACCGCCGUUAGGCUUAAGACCAGUGAUAUACACGAAAUGAAACCCAUUAUUCGAACUGUCGAUAAAUCUUACAUUUUAGCUAAACCACCAACACAAGCAAAUAUUAUUACAUUAAAUGCCAAUACUUCACAAGCUACUUAUCAGUCAUUGGCUGCAUAUAAUGCUGCCGGCCAACCGCCUCUAACAACGGCCUCACUAUCGGCCGCAUCACCCACAUCAUCGACUUCCUCUACAUCAUCUACGAAAUUUAGUGAUAACUCCUCGGAUUCAGGUUUCGAUGAGAAUAUGUUGGAUCGUAAAUCGGCUAGUCCUUUGCAAGAAGAUUGUGAAAAGAAAAUUUUAAGUCGUCCUGGUGUCCAGACAAUGUUUUUGGCCAGUGGUGUACAAAUUCAAGGUCAGCCACAAAAUCUAGUUUUAACUGGCAACGAAGUGGCAGCCAAGAUAUUACAAAGUCGUAAAUACAGCUCAAUUACUGCAAAUCCAAUUUCAACAAAUUCACGUUCACAUCAUCCCACCACAACAGCUGUAAAAAUUGCUCAAAUCUCAACAACAUCGUCCUCGUCGUCGGUGACAUCUGGUCCACCAAACUCAACUAUGAGUUCAGCAGCUCAAGCUAAAAUGCGUGCAAUAUACAAUAACAACAAUAUGAUACAACAUGAAAAUGGUAUAACAACAAUUGUGCCAGCCUCAUCAUUAGCGGCAACAACACAAACAGCAGCCAUGCAAAAUAUUGCACCCAGUACAGUGACUAUAACACCAGCACCACCCGUGGGAACACAAUUUAAUACACAAAAUGUUAUAUCACGUAAAUUAACAGCGGCCAAUAUAAUUAAUUUACAAAGCAAUACAACAAGCAAUUCUCAUAACAAUCAGCAGCAGCAGCAUCAUCAUCAGCAGCAGCAACAACAUCAUCAACAACAACAACAGCAUCAUUUAAGUAGUAGCAAUAACAAUCAUCAUCAUCUUAAUAAUAGCUCGACUAAUCAAAAAAUAAUUUUAUUAAAAACUUCACCGAAUAAUACAACCACUUUUACGGCAACAGCAGCCAAUUAUAAUACUCUGUCUGGCGGAGGAGGUGGUGGUGGACAUCAUGGAAACAAUGGUGGAGGUGGGCGUUAGGUUUAAAGUAAAUUUAAAUUUUACUUUAUAUUAAAAUACAGCUCCUUUUUUUAAAUGUUAACAUUU